CAAGUAGCAUGCCGGAAAUAGGGCGAACACCUGCGAUGCACCUGUUCGCUACUCGCAUUCUUCGGUGUCCAAGUAGAAGAGCGGCGCGCGCGAUAUGGAAUUUCGUCGAACGGAGGCACUAAGUUCGUAAGCAAGAAAUGCGGAAACGGCGUGACGUACUCUCCUUUCGCCUGGAAAAGAAUCAUACCAGAGCGACGACGUCGGGAAUCGCCCGGAUUUUCGUCUCUGAAGACACCUUACGUCGUCUUGUAUCAUCCGUUGACGUGAACGCCGGAAGACGGAGUGUCAGGUUGUAAACGUCUGUCACACUUUCUACAGACUCUCAAACACGUGCUGCUCGUUCAAACGUGGAGUUACAAAGUACACUAUGGGGCAAACGUUGAAGAAGUUUGGUUCCAAGCCACAGUCGGCCCUUUCACCGUUCAGGAGGAAGAAGUUGUUGUGCGAGUUCAACACGUUUUACGAUAUAAACAAGGAUGGAGUCAUCACAAUGGAGGACUUCAACGAGGCAAGAGAGCACAUUUGCCGGUUGAAUGGCUGGAAGGAUGGCAGCGUCAAAUACCGCAAAGCGAAAGAGCUCUUUGAUGACAUCUGGAUCACACUACGCCAAGACGCGGACGAGGACGCGGACGAUAGAGUUACUGCGGAAGAAUGGUUACGACUGUGGGAAAAGCGUGCUGAGGCCGAUAAAAAAGACGACGGCGAAGAUGCACCAAAAUGGCUGUCAACGUACAUGUGGUUUCGAUUCAACAUGUAUGACCGCACAGGUGAUGGCGUCGUCGACGAAGAAGAGUUUUGUUUCGUAUUAGAGGACUUCAACAUUCCUCCGAAGCAAUCCAAACAGUGCUACCUUAUCAUGACUGAGAAUGGAGAAAAAGAACUGAAUUAUGAUUAUUUCUGUCAACUGGCUGAAGAAUACUUCAAUUCUGACGACGAAUCUGCCCUGGGGAAUUUCAUUACAGGCAGGCUGGAUUUUCGAUCAUGACAACUCUUAUGCAGCUCAGUUCUGGGUAGUUCAGUGGCUCAAUUUCGAACGUUUCUCAGAAGGCUACCUAGAAUCCGUGUCAUUGAAAUCAACAACAACAAACAGGAACUGCACGGUUACAUAUUCAUUUUACGAGGUCAGACGAAGAGGUGCUGUCUCAUGUUCCAGCGUUUGGCUGAACGCUUUAUGUCACAACUAUGUACAUCGCCACUACUUUGUACAACUAUGUUCAAGUGAAGUAGGGGGCCUCUGAACUCUAAGCAUUGAUAACUCUGCGCACCUUCCAGUAUCAGUAUCCUGGAAAAGGGCAACGCGUCCUCAGGAUCAUAACGCACCGAAGUACCGGUGCCUGGACUAACCAUUGGAGCGCUCGGCUUUUUACCACCUCGGCAUCAAGCUAAGUUCAGUAUGAAUCAAUACAUUCUCCGUUCCUUGGUGCACAAUGGCACAAAUCUCCCUUUGGUCCCUUUAUCCAUUCUCGUUUUCUUCCGUGCGGAUGACAGUCCUGGAAGAGAGAGGUCGAAUCGCUCGAGUCGGUCUCGCUUCGACGAAUGUUCAUUUCACAUUUCUUAACAACGAGAAUAACAGCGAACUGUAUGGUUAGGAAGUGGCAGUGCACAUGAUACGAACGCUAUGGACACUUUCUUACCAGGUUAGACGUGGCCAUGUGAUGGCACGAAGCAGCUGCGAUACAGAAAUGGACAAUAUACGUUGGGCACAUUCCCCUACAACCUCCUAACCUUCACAGGUGGCCCGGUUUUCUUGCUACACAACCGGCAGUAGAAAGCAAGAGUCGGCAGGAAGUGCUACGGGCCCUGGUCCCUUGCAGAUUUGGUGAGGUUAACUAGGGCGCCCCUGUCGUGUAAGCUGUAUGGCGUCCAUUGUUUCUAUCACCAGACUCACCUCACCUAGUCAUGCCUAUUUCGAGGACAAGUUCCGGCCAUAUUUUUGAUUGCAACUGGAAAGGAACUAGAGGAACACACUACCUAUAGGGCCUCUCUCACUGUUGUGUACUAUGGCAGCAGAAGAACAGCUGCGGCUACUUCGCGUUGCGUGGACGAUGACGUCAUGUGUUCCGUGUACUUUCCGGUCUGUGGCGUACGUGCAAGCACCAGGUGGCAUACGGGAUGCCCUUUGCUACUAACAGAUUUUGUGAUGUGGGGUACCUAUGACAAGGGCCUUCUCUCAUUCAGCCCGUCGCGCCUGCUUUUAUCUUGAUUUUUUUUUAGAUUGAUCCUGUUGCACACAUAUCAUACUGUUCGAUAAUUCCUAGUUACCGUUGUUUUACAGUUACGCACUGACUUAUCGCUGUGCAGACUGUAUGUUCUAGAAUGCGUAGCACAGUGCGGGAUUGUGACGUGAAUAAACGAAAUGCUCUAGCA
This is a messenger RNA of Ornithodoros turicata, 2367 nucleotides long. RefSeq names its product sarcoplasmic calcium-binding proteins I, III, and IV-like. The coding region runs from base 368 to 985 and encodes 205 amino acids. Gene Ontology annotation, molecular function: calcium ion binding. The transcript is spliced from 7 exons. The record is from RefSeq and is a predicted model, not a curated record. NCBI's taxonomy places the organism in Eukaryota, Metazoa, Arthropoda, Arachnida, Ixodida, Argasidae.